Psilocybe cubensis is the source of this 1425-nucleotide messenger RNA. RefSeq lists its product as uncharacterized. The coding region runs from base 1 to 1425 and encodes 474 amino acids. The record is from RefSeq and is a predicted model, not a curated record. The transcript has a single exon. Lineage: Eukaryota; Fungi; Basidiomycota; Agaricomycetes; Agaricales; Agrocybaceae.
AUGACACCAAGGAUUUUCAUCACCAAAGGCAUGAUGGAUGAAUAUGUAGCACUGAGUUACGUGUGGGGAGAACCGCAGCCAUGCACUACAACCGAGAACAUCGAUGUGCGUAUGAAAAAACUUGAUCUCGAGGAACUACCGAAGACAAUCCAAGACGCUAUCAUUGCCACCCAUCGUUAUGGGCUACGAUACCUCUGGGUGGAUGCUCUUUGCAUUCUUCAGGACUCUCAGGCCGAUAAAAACUGCGAGAUUUCCGAUAUGAGACGGAUUUACCACGAUGCGCACCUCACCAUCGUCGCCGCAAGUGCUGGAAGGGUCAGCGAAGGGUUUAUGCAAGACCGACCAGAUUCAACUGUGGAGAGGGACACACGAGUGCCGUUUUUGUGUCCGGAUCGAACGUUGGGGUCCGUUUGUCUCUCGCCAGUCUGGAAACAGUAUGAAGAGUUGUCGGAGCCUGUCAGCAGUCGCGCCUGGUGUCUACAGGAGCGCAUGCUUUCACCAAGAUCUAUGAUCUACGCCUCACAUACAUUGCAGUACUGUUGUCAGACAGAAACAGUAAAUAUCGGAGACGCCGUGUGUCCAUCUGUCAGUGGAAAGCGGCUGCCCAGGGCCGUCUUUAACACUUACACAGGUGGGGUGGAUAGUAUCCCCUCGCAGCGGGAGAUGGAUGAAGCCAGACGCGCAUGGAAUUAUAUCCUGGAAGACUAUUCCCAGCGCAACAUGACCGCGCCUUCUGACAAGCUGGUAGCCCUUUCGGGUGUGGCUGCUCAGUUCCAACGUGUCUGGCCUAGGAGCGAGUACCUCGCCGGUAUAUGGCGGCAUACGCUGGUAGAAGACCUCCUCUGGCUCAAGAACUACGCAAAAAGGCACCCGCGUCCAGUGCAGUACCGCGCGCCAUCUUGGUCGUGGGCGGCAGUCGACGGACAUGUCAAUACAGGGACGGAAGACGAUUCAAGGCUGGACACUGACAGAUACAGUAUUUCGGAGUGUAAGGUUGUCUACUGCAGUGUGAUGCUAGCCAGCGAGAUGGUCAUAUUUGGUGGGGUAGUAGGAGGGGUAUUGCAGUUGCGUGCUGCGCUGGUCAGGGUAACGUGGAAUCCUACGGCGGAGAUGCCUGAUUUGUUUGUUUUCCGAGAAGGAGAACGGGUUUGUGUCGCAUGUUCAUAUCCUGAUAGUGCCGAGGAAAGCGAAUCUGUUGAAGAGGUUUGGGCUGUUCCUGUGAGAUGGAACCUUAAAGAAUCGUACGCGGUUGGUUUAAUUGUUAUUGCUGCUGAGGGGGGAGACUUUAGGCGCGUAGGCUACUUUCAUUCCACAGAAGAUUCAAAGGACUUAGGGUGGUUUGUGUUUGAACAGCUGGUGCAAGUCAGAAUUGUAUAUUUAUUUAUGUUGAAGAUUGUCCGCAACAUUGAUAAUGAAGCUGACUAG